Messenger RNA from Lodderomyces orthopsilosis Co 90-125, 1953 nucleotides. RefSeq names its product glycerol-3-phosphate dehydrogenase (gene GUT2). Gene Ontology annotation, cellular component: mitochondrion; glycerol-3-phosphate dehydrogenase (FAD) complex. The coding region runs from base 1 to 1953 and encodes 650 amino acids. Gene Ontology annotation, molecular function: glycerol-3-phosphate dehydrogenase (quinone) activity. The record is from RefSeq and is a predicted model, not a curated record. Lineage: Eukaryota; Fungi; Ascomycota; Pichiomycetes; Serinales; Debaryomycetaceae. Gene Ontology annotation, biological process: glycerol-3-phosphate metabolic process. The transcript has a single exon.
AUGUCGAGGUUUUUCAAAUCAGCAUUGGGUAAAGCAUCCUUAGCUUUGGGUGCAGCCGCUGGAGGUACCAUUAUCUAUUUAGAUUUCAUUCAACCCAAAAAACCAGCUCAAAUUGCUACGUCUUAUAAACCUUUGAAAAAGGAUUAUCCAACUCCACCUACACGUGAAGAAUUAGUAUCAAGGUUAACACCAGAAAAGAAGUUUGAUGUCUUGAUCAUUGGUGGUGGUGCUGUUGGAUCGGGAUGUGCCGUUGAUGCAGCUACUCGUGGGUUAAAUGUAUGUUUAUUGGAAAAGACUGAUUUUGGAUCUGGUACAUCAUCUAAAUCUACCAAGAUGGCGCAUGGUGGUGUUAGAUAUUUGGAAAAGGCCAUUUUCCAAUUAUCUAAAGCACAAUUGGAUUUAGUUAUUGAAGCUUUAAAUGAAAGAGGUAACAUGUUGAGAACUGCUCCUCACUUGUGUUCAGUUUUGCCAAUUAUGAUUCCAGUUUACAACUACUGGCAAGUUCCAUACUUUUUUGCUGGUUGUAAAAUGUAUGAUUGGUUUGCUGGAAAACAAAAUUUGAGAAACUCAACCAUCUUCAGUAAAGAACAAGCUGCUGCUAUUGCUCCAAUGAUGGAUGUAUCAAACUUGAAAGCUGCAUGUGUUUAUCAUGACGGUUCAUUCAACGAUACGAGAAUGAAUGCUACUUUGGCCAUUACUGCUAUUGAAAACGGUGCUACUGUAUUAAACUAUUUUAAUGUUGAUCAAUUAUUGAAAGAUGAUAAAGGAAAAUUGUAUGGUGUUAAAGCUACCGAUUUAGAGACCAACAAACAGUAUGAAUUGAAAGCUACUUCAAUUGUCAAUGCUACUGGUCCUUUUGCUGAUAACAUUUUGGAAAUGGAUGAAGAUCCUCAAGGAUUACCACCAAAAGUUCCUCAAAAACCAAGAAUGGUUGUUCCAUCAAGUGGUGUCCAUAUUGUUUUGCCAGAAUACUAUUGUCCACAAAAUAUUGGUUUAUUAGAUCCUUCAACUUCUGAUGGAAGAGUUAUGUUUUUCUUACCAUGGCAAGGAAAGGUGCUUGCUGGUACCACUGAUACUCCAGUUAAAUACGUCCCUGAAAACCCAAUCCCAACUGAAGAAGAUAUUCAAGAUAUCAUAAACGAAAUGCAAAAAUACUUGGUUUUCCCAAUUGAUAGAACUGAUGUAUUGUCAGCUUGGUCAGGUAUCAGACCAUUGGUUAGAGACCCAAGAUCUGUACCAAAGGGACAAGAAGAUUCAGGCUCAACCGAAGGAUUAGUUAGAUCACACUUGUUGUUGGAAUCGCCAUCUGGAUUAGUUACCAUAUCAGGAGGUAAAUGGACCACCUACAGAGAAAUGGCUCAAGAAACUAUUGAUUAUGUUGUUAAACACUUUGAUUUUGCUGGAAAGAAUGUCAAACCAUGCCAAACUAAUGAAUUGAUCUUGAUUGGUGGUGAUGAUUAUUCCAAGAACUAUUCUGCUAGAUUGAUUCACGAAUACAAGAUUCCAUUGAAAUUAGCUAAACAUUUAUCUCACAACUACGGUUCACGUUCAGCUAUGAUUUUGGACUUGUACGCCGCCAGUGACUACAACAAAUUACCAAUCACAUUAGCCGCCAAUAAGGAAUUCACCCCUUCUUUGGUUGAAGCCUCCCCAGAAAACCAAUUAAGUUAUCAAUCAUUUGAUGAACCAUUCACCAUUGCUGAAUUAUUAUACUCUUUGAAGUAUGAAUAUCCAAGAACACCAGUUGAUUUCCUUGCUAGAAGAACUAGAUUGGCAUUUUUGAAUGCAAGAGAAGCUCUUUCUGCAGUUGAUGGAGUUGUAGAAAUUAUGAGUCAAGAAUUGAAUUGGGAUGAUGCAACUAAAGAAAAAAUGAGAAAAGAUGCUGUCAAGUAUAUUGGUAAUAUGGGUAUUUCACCAAAGAAGUUCGAUGUUGAAGAAUUUAUUGUGCAAUAG